AUGACCACUACUACCGAUAUUUUGACUCCCGCUGACGUUGCGCGGUUGGCCGUUGACGUGGCCGCCGAUAAGCUAGCCUCGGACAUCCUGAUGCUCGACCUCCGAGAUCUGAAGGUCUUCGCGGACUACUUCGUCGUGAUGACCGCCGAUUCCGUGCGGCAAAUCGAAGCGCUGGAGGAAGAUCUGUCCGGGGCCCUGAAAGACGCUGGUGUACCACGACACCAUCGUGAGGGUACCCCGGCGUCGGGUUGGGUUCUCCUGGAUUUCGCCGACGUGGUUAUCCACAUCUUCGGGCCCGAGGAGCGCGAGUUCUUCAGGUUGGAACGCUUGUGGAGCCGGGCUCCUCAGGUGGUCAGGAUUCUGUAA
Molecule: messenger RNA, 366 nt
Organism: Geodia barretti
Lineage: Eukaryota; Metazoa; Porifera; Demospongiae; Tetractinellida; Geodiidae
Source: the annotation of a GenBank genome assembly